Molecule: messenger RNA, 239 nt
Organism: Dibothriocephalus latus
Lineage: Eukaryota; Metazoa; Platyhelminthes; Cestoda; Diphyllobothriidea; Diphyllobothriidae
Source: the annotation of a GenBank genome assembly
GACAAGGAAGAGUCAAUCAACUGGGUGGCGUCUUCAUAAAUGGUCGCCCCCUGCCCUACAGGACGCGGUUACGCAUUGUCCAAAUGUCACGGAAUGGCGUCCGACCCUGUGAUAUAUCGCGCCAGCUCAAGGUCUCACACGGCUGUGUCAGCAAAAUUCUACAGAGGUUUCAUGAGACUGGUGAGCUGCUUUUCUCUAACCUUCUUUCCUCCGCCCGUGCCACAACGACCUUAUUUUAA